Molecule: messenger RNA, 1098 nt
Organism: Didymella exigua CBS 183.55
Lineage: Eukaryota; Fungi; Ascomycota; Dothideomycetes; Pleosporales; Didymellaceae
Exons: 5
Coding region: 1-1098 (365 amino acids)
Cellular component (GO): fungal-type vacuole membrane
Source: RefSeq, a predicted model, not a curated record
AUGGCACAUGUACAACAAGAGGUCGAGUUCGACAGGGACCACCAAUCAAACGGCACAGACUCGGAGCGUCACGCGAUACAAGAGCAGGACAUAGUUGAAGAGAUCGAACAGGUUUCACUGCCACCCACGGGCAGAGGCAAAGAAUCAUUGCUGGUAUUAUCUGGCUGCUCGUUGAUCCAGAUUCCUGUCCCAGUCUGGGGCUAUCAUAUUGCAUUUGUUGUUUGUCAAAAGUACUAUGGAAGUCACUUGGGCAUCGUGCACCUGAUCUUACCAUUCGCUUUCACGAUUUUGACUCGAUGGCCUCAUCUGCGCCGCUGGUUUGGACCACUUGGUCUGGUCCCGACUGCAGUUGGCUUUUCGAUGACCCCCUUUGCAACAUCUGUGUGGCAAUUGAUCGCAGCUCAAGACGUCAUGUGCGCCCUGGGCUGUAUACUAUUGUUUACUCCUACUACUCUAUAUCUUGAUGAUUGGUUCGUCAAAAGGAAAGGGCUGGCCUGCAGUUCAGCCACGGUCCGCCGCAUCAGUCUCAACUUCAUCCACCUCCCUGCGUUCUGGAUGCAGCAGAUCGGCAAUACCAUCCGGUCACUUGGAUACUUCCUCUCUCAUACCUACCUGUCUACCUCCGAUGUCCAGCAGUUUCAUGUCUCCACAAUGAUGGCCAUCACCUUACUUGUACUGAUUGACUUAACUUCGAUGCCGGGCGGCACAUUUAUAGGCGAACUCGGCGAUUGCUUGUACCUCACCUUUACGAGCUUCUCCAGCCAGACAUCACUGUUAGCUAUCCUCAGUAUCACGUAUGGCUUCUUUACAGGAGGCUUUAGUUCGACAUGGGCUGGUGUCUUGCAGGAGCUCAGGGCGCAGAGCCUUGCACUAGACAUGGGGUUCAUAUUUGACCUUUUAGUUGGAGGGAGAGCUAUUGGAAACGUCAUCAGUGGACCGUUGAGUGUUGUGCUGGUGACUAACAAUGGAUGGGCGAAGAACUCAAAGGCAUGGGAAUACUGUGGUCAGUUUGGGGGCGUCGUCUUGUUUACGGGCGUCACGGCGUUGCUUGGUUGUUGGAGUGCGCUGGAAAGCGUACAAUGGGCCUGCAGCAAUUGA